This is a messenger RNA of Rhagoletis zephyria (snowberry fruit fly), 2856 nucleotides long. Its product is annotated as flocculation protein FLO11-like. The record is from RefSeq and is a predicted model, not a curated record. Lineage: Eukaryota; Metazoa; Arthropoda; Insecta; Diptera; Tephritidae.
AUGAGGUUCCUCGCAGUGUUUUUACUUGCCGUUGCUAUUGCGGGCAGCUCGCUUGCAGACAACACAACGGAUGCCCCUGCGACCGUCUCUUCUAUUGGCGAGACAACAGAGAGCCCAACUGUUCCCACAGAUAGUGCGGCGACCACAACUAUUUCUACAGGUAGUGAGACCACUGAUAGUACAAAUGUACCUUCUAGUGGCGAGACUACACAGGUCACAACAGCCGCUCCUAGCAUUAGAACUACAGAGGGCACAACUGUGUCAUCCGGUGGCGACACAACUGAGGUCUCAACUUCAGGUGGUGAGACCACUGAAGGUACCAGCUCAGGUAGUGAGCCAACAGCAUCUCCCGGCAGCGGAACAACACAGAGCUCAGCUGCGCCUCCAGGUGGUGAGAUAACUGAUAGUACAACUGUCUCUCCUAGUAGCGAAACAACAGAGAGCGCAACGACCUCUACUGAUACUGAGACAACUGAUAGUACUACUGACUCUCCUGGAAGUGAGACAACUGAUAGUACAACUGGCUCUCCUAGCAGCGAAACAACAGAGAGUUCAACUGCGCCUCCGGGUGGUGAGAUAACUGAUAGUACAACUGUCUCUCUUAGUAGCGAAACAACAGAGAGCGCAACGACCUCUACUGAUACUGAGACAACUGAUAGUACUACUGACUCUCCUGGAAGUGAGACAACUGAUAGUACAACUGGCUCUCCUAGCAGCGAAACAACAGAGAGCUCUACUGCGCCUCCGGGUGGUGAGAUAACUGAUAGUACAACUGUCUCUCCUAGUAGCGAAACAACAGAGAGCGCAACGACCUCUCCUGGUACUGAAGCAACUGAUAGUACAACUGCCCCUCCUGGAAGUGAGAUAACUGAUAGUACAACUGUCUCUCUUAGUAGCGAAACAACAGAGAGCGCAAUGACUUCUACUGAUACUGAGACAACUGAUAGUACUACUGACUCAGCUGGAAGUGAGACAACUGAUAGUUCAACUGACUCUCCUAGCAACGGAACAACAGAGAGUUCAACUGCGCCUCCGGGUGGUGAGAUAACUGAUAGUACAACUGUCUCUCUUAGUAGCGAAACAACAGAGAGCGCAAUGACUUCUACUGAUACUGAGACAACUGAUAGUACAACUGACUCUCCUAGCAGCGGAACAACAGAGAGUUCAACUGCGCUUCCGGGUGGUGAGAUUACUGAUAGUACAACUGUCUCUCCUAGUAGCGAAACAACAGAGAGCGCAACGACCUCUCCUGAUACUGAGACAACUGAUAGUACUACUGACUCAGCUGGAAGUGAGACAACUGAUAGUACAACUGACUCUCCUAGCAGCGGAACAACAGAGAGUUCAACUGCGCCUCCGGGUGGUGAGAUUACUGAUAGUACAACUGUCUCUCCUAGUAGCGAAACAACAGAGAGCGCAACGACCUCUCCUGAUACUGAGACAACUGAUAGUACAACUGACUCUCCUAGCAGCGGAACAACAGAGAGUUCAACUGCCCCUCCGGGUGGUGAGAUAACUGAUAGUACAACUGUCUCUCCUAGUAGCGAAACAACAGAGAGCGCAACGACCUCUCCUGAUACUGAGACAACUGAUAGUACAACUGACUCUCCUAGCAGCGGAACAACAGAGAGUUCAACUGCCCCUCCGGGUGGUGAGAUUACUGAUAGUACAACUGUCUCUCCUAGUAGCGAAACAACAGAGAGCGCAACGACCUCUCCUGAUACUGAGACAACUGAUAGUACAACUGACUCUCCUAGCAGCGGAACAACAGAGAGUUCAACUGCCCCUCCGGGUGGUGAGAUUACUGAUAGUACAACUGUCUCUCCUAGUAGCGAAACAACAGAGAGCGCAACGACCUCUCCUGAUACUGAGACAACUGAUAGUACAACUGACUCUCCUAGCAGCGGAACAACAGAGAGUUCAACUGCCCCUCCGGGUGGUGAGAUUACUGAUAGUACAACUGUCUCUCCUAGUAGCGAAACAACAGAGAGCGCAACGACCUCUCCUGAUACUGAGACAACUGAUAGUACUACAGACUCCCCUGAAAAUGAGACAACUGAUAGUACAACUGCCUCUCCAGGUAGUGAGACGACUGAAAGCAUAACCACAUCUCCUAGCAGCGAAACAACAGAGAGCGCAACGACCUCUCCUGGUAGUGAGACAACUUCUAGUACAACCGCCUCGCAUAGUAGCGAAACGACAGAGAGCACAACCACAUCUCCUGGCAGCGAAACAACAGAUAGACCAACGGCUUCUCCCAGCAGCGGAACAACAGAGAACACAACAAUUUCACCUGCUGAAGAUACAACAGUUAGUGCCAAUGGGGAGUCAACGCCCAGUGCCAACUCGACAGGGAGUCCUUCUACGGUCAAGCCUACAGCAAAACCCCUACUAUGUUAUACCUGCGAUGGAGACGACUGUAAUGAAAAGUCAAUAAUCAACUGUCCAGACGAUGGACAAACAUACACUAUUGAGGAAGUACUGAAAGCUAUGCAGGCGAGCGCCUCGGGUCUGCUGAUUCGUAAUUACCGAUCUACUUCGCGAAUCGAGCAGGCUGAGGUGAAGGAUUAUGCCUGCUAUAGCGCGCAGAUUACAGAUAAUGAUGAAGAGAAACUUCAACUUGGCUGCAUAGCUAUACUUGAGGGACAAAGCGCAUGCGAUUCGGUGCGGCAAGAUCUGGACAUUGACGCGAACGAUACCGAUUUUUGGUGUUUAGCAUGUCAGAGAGAUUUGUAUGCUGCAAAGCCGAAAGUACUGAAGAAUACCCUCGGCUCGUUGCAACUGAGCCCAUCCCGCAUUGACAAAAGUAAUGCUACAACUGAAAGAGAACAACCCAAAUACCAGCUCAUCAAGUAG